This is a messenger RNA of Cuscuta campestris, 2865 nucleotides long. NCBI's taxonomy places the organism in Eukaryota, Viridiplantae, Streptophyta, Magnoliopsida, Solanales, Convolvulaceae. The record is from the annotation of a GenBank genome assembly.
AAUACACUACCAAAUUUUUUCCCAAAAGACUAGAAGAAGUUGGAGCCAACAAUAGUUUGUUUAAAGCUCAUUUAAGGUGAUGUAGCAGGAACAAGUGGAAGUGCAAGACAUGUGGAGAUGAAGGAGGGUACAAAUAGAAUAAACAUUUGGUAUACUCUUAACAUUUUUGAACAAAUUUUAUUGGGGAAAGAAACAAGGAAUUGAAGGGAAAAAAAAGGAAUUGCAACAAAAAGCAUCUCACGGUUUUCUCAGCCCACAGCGCACGAGCUUGAGAAAUCACAAGUCAACCGACAUGGGUUCUUCUGGGAUCUGAGAAGAAUAUCUCGCGGCAGCCAUCGGAGCGAGCGGAGCAGAGCGCAGCUUCACCACCACCACCACCGCUCAAAAUUUGAUUUGGGUUCUGCUUCAUCCCCCCAAAUUGAGGAUCUUGAAUCUUGAUUGAUGCCGCAGAAAUGGGGAUCUGUUUCAGCAAGAAGAAGUUAAGACAAGAUGGUAAUCGUAAUGGGGAUAGGAUUGGAAGGGGAGGAGCUGCUGCUGCUGGGUACCAGCCAGUGAGUGAAAGCCCGCAUCAAAAGGAGCCACAAGCUUAUCCGCAAUCCCAGACACAACAACCCCAAAGGUCCCACAAUCCCCCUCCGUCCUAUACUGCCCCUGUUCAUGUCCCUGCAAAGCCCUCGCAACCGUCACAACCUCCUCCGGUUGUUAGGGAUCCUGUUCAGAGAACAGAACCAAACAGCAUAUUGGGGAAACCGUUUGUGGACAUUAAGGCUCGCUACACUCUUGGGAAGGAAUUGGGGAGGGGCCAGUUUGGGGUGACUUACCUGUGCACUGAGAAUUCCACGAGGCGAGUGUAUGCUUGCAAGUCCAUCUUGAAAAGGAAGCUUGUGAGUAAGAAUGAUAAGGAAGACAUGAAAAGAGAGAUUCUUAUAAUGCAGCACUUGAGUGGGCAACCUAAUAUCGUGGAGUUCAAUGGUGCUUUUGAGGACAGGCAGUCGGUGCACCUUGUGAUGGAACUAUGUGCCGGUGGGGAGCUGUUUGAUAGAAUCAUUGCUCGUGGGCAUUAUACCGAGAGGGCGGCUGCGGAUUUGAUUAGACAGAUUGUGAAUGUGGUCUACAUUUGCCAUUUCAUGGGCGUUAUGCACAGGGAUCUCAAGCCGGAGAAUUUCUUGCUAAGUAGCAAGGAUGAGAAUGCCAUGCUCAAGGCAACUGACUUUGGACUCUCUGUAUUCCUUGAAGAAGGAAAAGUUUAUCGGGACAUAGUUGGGAGUGCGUACUAUGUUGCUCCUGAGGUUUUGCGGCGUAGUUAUGGGAAGGAAGCGGAUGUGUGGAGUGCAGGCGUGAUUUUAUAUAUUCUUCUUAGUGGUGUGCCUCCAUUUUGGGCUGAAACGGAGAAGGGAAUAUUUGAUUGCAUACUAAAAGGAGAAAUUGAUUUUGAGAGUGAUCCAUGGCCGGCAAUAUCAAGUGGUGCCAAGGACUUGGUUAAAAAAAUGCUUACGCUGGAUCCAAGAAGCAGAAUUACUUCUGCACAAGUUCUUGAGCACCCAUGGCUUAGAGAAGGUGGAGAAGCUUCCGACAAGCCGAUUGAUAGUGCUGUACUUUCCAGGAUGAAGCAAUUCAGGGCAAUGAACAAGCUCAAGCAACUUGCACUAAAGGUGAUCGCUGAGAAUUUGUCUGAAGAAGAGAUAAAAGGACUAAAAGCAAUGUUUGCAAACAUUGAUACAGACAAUAGUGGCACUAUUACAUACGAAGAGUUGAAAUCUGGAUUGACCAGGCUCGGUUCCAAAUUGUCCGAAACUGAAGUCAAGCAACUCAUGGAAGCUGCUGAUGUUGAUGGAAAUGGAACGAUUGACUAUAUUGAGUUCAUCACUGCAACAAUGCACAGACAUAGGCUUGAAAGAGACGAGCAUCUCUACAAAGCAUUCCAACAUUUUGACAAGGAUAAUAGUGGAUUCAUUACAAGAGAUGAACUCAAAAGUGCUAUGAAGGAGUAUGGUAUGUGCGAUGAGGCUACGAUCGAAGAUAUCAUUGCUGAGGUGGACUCAGAUAAUGACGGGCGGAUCAAUUACGACGAAUUUUGUGCAAUGAUGAGAGGUGGAAUGCAACCACAAACGAAGCUUUUUUAAUGCGCCGAGGCAAGAAUUUAAUUUCCAUUACAUUUGAUGAAUUUCAUGUUUUUCUUUUCUUUUUUUUCUUUAUUAGUUCUUUCUUUGAAUUCGUUUCUCGACUUUUUUCGGUGGGUGAUGUGAGAUGAAAACUGGAGUACACUUAGGCACUGUGGUGUAAAUUGUUGCAUUUUCUGAGCAUUAUCAUGUAGUGUGUGCAUAUAUUAUUACCUAUGUCCUAGUUUCAUUCUUCUUUUGUAACUUUAAUGUAAUCUGGUCUGAAAUAAUCUCACCUUUGUAUGAGAUCUGUUUGGAUAAGGGGGAUUCAAUAACUCAGAUUCUCAGAAUGUCAUUGAAAUAAAGAAUCUAUGCAAGUUUUGAGAUGCCUUUGUUUAGUGAGAUGCCAAACAGACCUUUCAAUAUCAGUCAAGCAUUGGGAAUGCAACAUUGGAGGGUUUUACACUAUUUGUACACUCUCAUUUGAUUAUUGUUUGUUUGUUAUUUAUAUAAAAAUGAGGAAAAAUAAAAUCAUAUUGUAGCAGGAGUUAAGCAAGAAUAUACUUUAUGUGAUACUCCCCCCGUAUUAUUAUUCUAUCGAGCAGCAAAGGCGCUGCACAGUUAACAAGACAAGAAGAGUCACGGGGUAAGAUGGUGUAGCAUUAGACCUCUGCAAAUACCAGGUCUAAAGAGGGCAGGAGGCCGGCCCUCGGGUAUAGGAUUGAGGAUUUACCUAAAUAGUACUAAAUAUAACGACUUUACUAAU